AUGAUGAAUAUGGGAAAUCAUCCAAUGAUGAAAAUGUAUUUUCAUUUUCGAAUUAAUGAUGUUAUUCUUUUUGAAAAUUGGGUACCUCAUGAUACAUUUAUAUAUAUAAUAUCUUGUAUCAUUGUAUUUAUAUUAGCAUUUGGAUUUGAAACUUUAAGAUCAUAUAGAAUGUUAUUAUUAAAAAAAGAAAUGUCAAGUAAAAAAUGUUGUAGAGCAGAUGUUUUAAAUAUUACUUCUAAUAUUUCUCAAAUUCCAACUGAUGAACCACCAGAAUGUGAUUGUAAUAUUAUAGAUGAUUCUAUGAAUGGAUAUGAUAACAAAAUAUAUAAAAUUUCAAAUUUUCCAGUUAAUAUAAAAGUUCUUUCAUCUAAAUAUCAUUAUUUUCAAACAUUAUUAUAUUUUAUACAAAUGUUUUGGGCUUAUAGUUUGAUGCUUAUUUGUAUGACAUAUAAUGUUCCACUUGUAUUAUCAGUAAUACUAGGACAUUCUACAGCAUAUAUAAUUUUAUCACCUUUUUCAAAUACAGAAAUGGAAGAAAAAGUUGGUGAUUGUUGUAAUUGA
Molecule: messenger RNA, 561 nt
Organism: Strongyloides ratti
Lineage: Eukaryota; Metazoa; Nematoda; Chromadorea; Rhabditida; Strongyloididae
Product: Ctr copper transporter family-containing protein
Exons: 1
Coding region: 1-561 (186 amino acids)
Biological process (GO): copper ion transmembrane transport
Cellular component (GO): membrane
Molecular function (GO): copper ion transmembrane transporter activity
Source: RefSeq, a predicted model, not a curated record